This is a messenger RNA of Lytechinus pictus (painted urchin), 7267 nucleotides long. Its product is annotated as protein dispatched homolog 1-like. Gene Ontology annotation, cellular component: membrane. The transcript is spliced from 5 exons. Gene Ontology annotation, biological process: smoothened signaling pathway. The record is from RefSeq and is a predicted model, not a curated record. The coding region runs from base 168 to 3602 and encodes 1144 amino acids. NCBI's taxonomy places the organism in Eukaryota, Metazoa, Echinodermata, Echinoidea, Temnopleuroida, Toxopneustidae. Gene Ontology annotation, molecular function: transmembrane transporter activity.
AGACUACAAUAGACAUAGCGCCCUCAAUCUGUUAGGUGUGGAGAAUGCGUCUGGGCCAGGGAGUGAGAUCGAGAGAGUAUUUUGGCCGUGUGAUGACUUUCGUAGCGAGCUACAUAUUUUCAUGUUCUGUGUAAUUAUAUGUCUAUAUAUCAAAUUAAUGGUGCAAAAUGCCAAGAUAUUCCCGGCUAUUCAAUGGCGACGAUUCGUCACUCAACACCGGUUACAUUGAUGAUGGUGCGGCAUGGGAGUCGGUAGGUGCCGGGAGCCUCGAAACAGAGGACCUUUCUUACGAACCAACGUCUAAUGGGGGCGCACUUCGAUUGACCACUAUCAGUGAAACGGAUGCUCAUGAAAGAGAUGGAGAGGAAAGGAAGAGUGACUGUGGUUUCUGUCACUGGUAUGCCCAAUUUCUAAAUCGCUUUCCAGUCCUUUUCUGCUUGAUUCUGUUCGCCCUGACUGCCGGUGGGGGCGCUGCUGCAUUUGUUUUAUAUGACAUCCCAUCAUUUAGCGACCCAUUGAAGGGAUUCCAAGCUCGACAAACAGAGAUCAAUGACAGAACCUCAGCACUCGGUCACUUUCACCAAACGAGGAACGAUAGCCAUUUUUACACCUUACCGCGCCAAUCCAAACGGAGUGUGGAUGGCGUUCAAGGCCCGCAGGCGGACAUUCCCCCAUUGACAACACCACCCAACGGUCCAAGCCACCAAGGCCUAGACCAAGGUGAAAAUGAUAUACCGUCCUCCUCGCCACCACCAACCAGAUCGCCCACCAGGAUGUCAACCCAGAGUCCUGGCCAAGAUAGCACGACUUACAGCAGGUUCAGCAAAAGCAAUACCCUCACUGAUGGCAAUCCCCCUAGCACUGAUGAUGCUGUCACCGACACCCCUAUUGAUGAAGGAAGCGAGAGUUCUUUUGAUUAUAGCCAUAUCAGUCCUGUAAUCCCAACGGUAUGCAGAGAGCCAGCCGAGGGUGCCCAAUACAAGGUUCGUUUGGUCUUCUCUCAUUUGGACGAUGUAGACUUAUUCAGCACCGAGGCAUUGUGGUCCAUGUGCAAUUUAUACACCACUCGUAUCUUGAUGAAUGCAACAGAUAUGCCGCAGUACUACCAAGACUGUGAACCUUCGUCACUCGGAAGCUAUGCUGCUCUCAUCGGCGGAAAGGAGUCGUGUUUGUAUAUCCUAGAUGAGGACGUCACCGAACUACGUUACCUGCUCCAGGAAUGUGCGCAGUUCUUCGUCAGCAAGGACUUGACAUCGGACUGCGGGGGAAGCAGUUGUCCAGGUGUCCCUUCAAACUGCACCAUUGGGAAUGUGGUGUUCAAUACCUUUCAGUACCUCUUGCCCAUGAAUUCUGCAAGCCACAUCGCUGAGGGAGAUUUCAAGUCUGUUCAACAUGCAUUGAUGGUGACACCAUUCCCCCGAUACAGCAGUGAGGGGCAGGAUGUUUAUAAGAAUAAUAUUAUGAGGCAUGACAUAAGGGACAGUGUCACCAAGCUGUCUGCAGUUGGUGCAGGGUUUAAAUUCGACUUGUUCUCUGAUUUUCUUGUCUCCAAUUGCAUCUACCUGGUUAUCGGUAUUGGACUGAUUCUUUUGAUCGUGUGGCUGUACACAGGAUCGUUGUUUGUGACCUUAAUGACAAUUGUAGACAUGGUGAUGUCUUUGAUCUUUGCUUACUUCCUGUACACCGUUGUCUUCGGACUGCCUUUCUUUCCCUUCAUGAACGUCCUCGCGUUUGUCUUAAUCAUCGGUAUUGGUGCGGACGAUGCCUUCGUUUAUGUUGACAUAUGGAAGAAGAUGAGAGAGCGACAUGGUGGAGCACCUGAGAAGAGGGUGUUGGUCCUCCAAGAUACCUUGCACCAUGCAGCAGUAACCAUGUUUGUUACCAGCUUCACCACAUCUUCUGCCCUUUUCUCCAGUGUCAUCAGCUCCAUCACGGCCCUACGAUGUCUGGCAGUGUACGCAGGAUGUGCCAUACUCAUCAACUUCAUCUACACUGUAACUUGGCUCCCUGCAAUUGUCGUCAUAGAAGAUAAGUACCUGCAGUUCCGGAUGUGUCGUGAGAGAAUAACACCGACCACAUGUUACGUCAAGAUAAAGGAGAAGACAAAAGCUCUGACUGGGUGUGUCCGAUCCUUCUGGGAGACAAUGUUACCCUUGGUUGUAUUCAAGCUUAGGUACUUAUGGAUCGUUUUAUUUACGCUACUUGGGGUAGGUGGGGCUUGCUGUAUAUUUGUCAAGCCAAAGCUGCAGUUGCCUACCAAAAAUGACUUUCAAGUGUUCAUAUCAAGUGAUUAUAUGGAACAAUACGAUCAGAUAUAUAAAAAGGACUUCCUGUUCGAAAGGGGAGAGAAGAGAGUGAUGCCUAUAUUAUUUGUUUGGGGUGUAGUACCUGAUGAUAAUGGGAAUCCCUGGGACCCUGACGAUGAAGGGUUUAUAGUCUUUGACAGAUCAUUUAAUCUAUCCAGCAAGGAUUCGCAACAAUGGCUAUUAGACUUUUGCCACGAUAUCCGCAACCAGACAUUUUACUCUAAGGCGGACAAAGCGUCUGAUUUUUGUUUCAUUGAAAUACUGAAAUCUGCCAUGGAGACACCAUGUAACAACCCCGCUCUCCCCUUCAGUCCUUCCCCUUCAUGCUGCAACCAAACUAAAUUUCCCUACGACCCAGAGCUCUUUGACCACUGCGCUCCAUUUUGGACAUCUAGUCUGCGCCAAGUAAGCGGUAGCGUUCGCUUUGGAGAAAAGACCAAGUUCAGAGUUCAAAGUUCGAUGAUGACUGGUUUACAAUUAUCCUUCACCAGCACGACCACUGAUACACUUGUGUAUGAAAACAUCAGUGAAUUCUGGUACCAAAUCGAUAACUGGGGUAAGGAAAAGAUGAAGAAUGCGCCUCCGGGCAUGGCUGGUGGCUGGUUCGGCAGUUACAGCAGCAACCAGAUGUUUUUCUUUGAUCUCCAGGAAAGCCUAGCCAGAGGAACGAAGAUGUCUAUUGCAUUGUCCUUGGGAAUGGCCACGAUGGUUCUCUUAUUCACCACCAGAAAUCUACUCAUUACUCUAUUCGCCACCCUAUCUAUCGGCGGGACCGUCUUUGUGACCAUCGGUAGCUUGGUUCUCUUGGGUUGGGAGCUGAAUAUACUGGAGUCCACUGUAAUGAGUCUUGCGGUAGGACUCUCUGUGGACUUCACCAUCCACUACGGAGUGGCUUACGGUCUCGCCCCGCAUAAGGACCGUGCCUCCCGCUCCACCUUCGCCAUGGUUCAACUCACUUCUGCAAUAACCACCGCGGCGCUCUCAACGUUCAUCGCAGGAGCUGUGAUGCUGCCCUCUGUCGUUCUUUGCUAUCAGCAGAUUGGCAUCUUUCUGACUCUUGUUAUGACUGUUAGCUGGUUCUAUGCCAACUUCUUCUUCAUGCCCCUCUGCCGGGCGUUGGGUCCUGAAGGCAACUGCGCCCAGAUCCCAGUGCCUUCUUGUAGCUGCUGUUGUGCAUCAAACCAGAGUUUAAGUGCUGACCAAAGGUGCUGCUGUUGUCCAAAUCGACAGGGUCAUAGCUUAUUAGAUGUAAGUCCAGCUGGGGACAUUGAUCUUGGCUUUGUAGCAGACACGUGACUUAGAGCUAACAUUCCAUACACCUCAUAUCUAGCUGAUCUUUUCUGCCAUACUCCCUAUUUCUGCAUGUAUAAUCAUCCUUUUCUGAGGACGUACUUCACAGUAAAAACACUUUUUAAACUUUGUAUACGAUGUUGUUUACAUGAUGAGUAGUUCAUCAGUAUCAAUAGUUGUUUAAACAGUUUAAACAAGUGUAUAAAAUCUUAAACAGCAAAAUUUAUUUUUGUAUACUUGAUUCUCAAUAAAUUAAGCAUGGUAGUUUAAACCGUUAAACAACUAAUGUAAGGUUCAUAGUGAACAAGCGUUGUAUGAAAAUUUAAAUAGUGUUUUUUUUUUCAAUGUGUAUUUUAGUCAUGUGUGUAUAAAUUAGUGCAAUGAAGUACAUCAACUUAAAUUUGUGCCUCGUUUAUUUCUCAUUUCUGGCUCUCUUAAAGUUGGGUGUUAAAAGAAGGAACAUAAUAUUUGUUGUUGAGCAUGAAAUGUUUGAUUGCCAUAAUUAUGAUGGUCACAAUCGCAGCAAUUAUAUUCAAACAUGGUGAACAAUGUCAGCUAUACAAUGAGUCACCCAGAAAUAUGAAAAAUCAGAGAACUUGGAUUUAUGCUCGAAGAUGUUCACAAACUUUACAAAUGCAUUACCACAUCGGGACCAUGAGAUUUAAUGUGAUCAUUUUCUUGCUGGAUGUUCUUGAUGGGAAAUACUUCAAAAUUAACUUUAAGGCACAAUAUUUCAAAAUUUAUAUGCAUAUUUUUAAAAACUUACACUGAUAAUUCUCGAAUAGCAUAUAUUAGAGAAAUUUACGAAAAAAAGGUAAGGCAUUUUGAAUUUUCCCAUUGAAAUCAGCCUUGUGCUGAUGUUUUUAUUUUACAUGUAGAGCUUUCAUUAUUGAUGUACGUAAUUUGAUGAUAAUCAAUUCAGAAUGGAUAUUUGUUUAAAAUGUAGCGAAGGCUGAAUGAUCACCUUUUAUGGGAAAGUGAUCAAUGCACAUAUAUAUUUUUUUCUUAGUAUGGCGCAGUCACAUUUCCCCUGCGACGGUCAUACAGCGAGUCGAAAACAGUCGUUUUAACAUUUUUGUACCAGCUCCAUAUAGGUGGUUUGAAUGAAAAUGAAGCACAGCACGGCUGUUUUCGGCUCGCCGUACGGCCGCCGUAGGGGAAAUAUGACUGCUGAGUGAAAGAGCAGGUUUUCCUGCCAGCUGUCUUUCAUUACUAGGUAGGCGAGAAUGUUUGUAACAAAUAUAAAAUCAGUACUACAAUUACGUGUAUGUCUUGAAAUAUUUCAUUGUAACCAUGUUUGCUAGCUCUAAGCGUUAUUGCUGUUUGAUACAUGUUGCAAUACUUGUUUUCUAAUACAAAAACUUACAGCCGAUCAAGAAACUAUUUGUUAAAUAUUUUUUUAUAUUUUUGUAUCGUCUAAAUUCCCUAUGAAUAUUUUAUAGAAAUGUUAUUUAUUUGUGAAAAAAGAUAAGGAGCACAAGUUCAUCUCGAGUUUGAAUAUUUUUUGUCAUUGUAGAUAUUCUUUUCAAUGUGGGCAUUAUAUUUAAUAAUUUGAUUUUUUUGCCAUUUUAGAUCUUUGUAAUUUUUGGUUGACAUUGAAUUUAAUAAAAAAAAAUUACCAUCAUGGACCAAUGCUUUAUGUGCGCAUUGAAUUCACUACUGUAAUUUAAAUGGUAAUUUUGGCCAUUUUAUAGUCCAAUGUUUUUAAUUUGGCAUUUAAUUCAAAUACUUUAAUUUUGUUUAUGGAUCAUUUGUUUUAAUAUUCCACUUAGACCAAUGCCUUAAGUGCGCAUGGUAUUAAUUUCAAUAAUUUAGAAACCUGUGAUAUCGAUGUUUUUUUAUCAAACAAUAUAAUAAUGAUUGUGUAAUUGGUUCCCACGCAUCGUUCAAAACAAAAUACAUGGCCCUUGGAAGCGGGGGUGUUGGGUGUAUUAUUCUUCAUAGGCAUCACCCCCAGGAAUUCUGGUAGGUGUGCCAAAAUGGACAAAUGUAACCAAAAUGACCUUAAUUUUGUAGCGAUCGAACCUUUUUUUUUUGUGCUUGUCCAAUUUCUCGGGACCAAAAUGACAUUAAUUUUGUGGCGAACUCCCCCCCCCCUUUUUUUUUUUUUUGCUUGUCAAAUUUCGCGGGACCAAAAUGACCUUCAUUUUGUCGUAAAACCUUUUUUUCUUUCCUUUUUGCUUGUCAAAUUUACAUCAGCACCCCCUGUAAAAAUCGUUCCUGCUAGCUCAAUGACAUAAUAGACUUGCAAUAAGAUGUGAUAGGCUGCUAACUAAACAGAGUUGUUGCAUUUUCCAGCGAUCAAUCCAAUUUCUAAUGUUAUUGAUUACAAUACUAAUCUAUAUCUUGUAGUUCGAAAUAGAAAUCAGAAAUAAAAAUCCUUUAAAAAGGUAGCCACUGAGCGGCGCCUACUCGAAGUUGCUCUAUUCUUUAAAUCGGUUUAGAGAGUUUGUUAGUGGAAAAAGGGACUGAAUGUCUGAUAAUUUUCUAGCUCCAUGAUUAUUGCAACCAAUGGAAACAAUAUUAUUUUCCCCUGGCUUGGUUGCUAUGGAAAUGAAUGACCGUAAAAACAUUUUUGAUUUGUCAUUAUUUGUAUUUUUCACGUGCUCAAUUACAUAUAUAUAUAUAUAUAUAUAUCGGGCCUCCAUAACACAAAGCUUAGCAACCAUCGUAAAACGUUUUUUUUUUACGAUUGAUUGACUGACUAUGCAAUACACAAUUAAUCGUGAAAAUCAAGCUUACGAUUGAUCGCUAAUCUUUGUGUUACAUGACCCAGAUUACCCUUUUUGCUUUAAUUUCGUCUGUCCUUCUUUUAGAAGCUCGACUAUGUCCUACCAUCUUGCCAGCACCAAGCCCGGGGACCGUUUCAUAAAGCUGUUUGUAAGUUAAGGCGACUUUAAGAACGACUGGUGAACCUUUUUAAUGUGCCAGACCAUCGCAAAUGAAUAUACCAUUUACCGCAAGAAAGGAUCACCAGUCGUUCUUCAAGUCGCUCUUAACAUACGAGCAGCUUUAUGAAACACCCACCUGGUACAAUUGGAGUAUGUAGGGCCCUUUAACACGAAACCUAAUUACGUUUAUUACUCUAAACAAGUUAUUUGAACUUUUUGGAAUCGUUUAAACUUUUUUUAACAAGUUGUUUAAAAAUCUAAGCCGUAGUUGUUAGAGUGACUGGGAAAGUGCUCCUCGGUGUGAAGAGCGAUUCAUUUCGAAUGUUAUUGUAUUCAAUGUGAUUCAGCGUUUUAAUUAUUUAGUUCAAAAUCAAUUGUGAUCUUUAUAAAAUCACGCAAACUAUUGGUAGGCCAAAAAUUUGGAGCUAUCUAGAAAAACAGCUAUUAACAAAACAUUGUUUAUUGUCCUCUUUUCAUAUCAAAUGCGUCUUAUAUUUUUUAUUCAUGUUAUUUCUUAUACGUUAACUAUUUCAUUUGCUUGUGCUUUGUGGAUCAGAAUGAUUGCAUUAGUAAAUAGUAAAAAAAUAAAUGUAUAUUCGUAUUUUUUUUUUAUAUGGGUGAGCAGUUUGAUGCUGUUAGUGCCAUAAAUGUUUCGCUGCCGUUCUUACUUCUAUGUUAAUAACAAUCGUUUUAUAAUAUGUAUGCAUCUAAAGAAAACAAACAUGUUUGGCUUAGUAAUAUAUUCACUAUCAGAUUAAAUUAUCAAAAUGUUUGUAGCAA